Messenger RNA from Metschnikowia bicuspidata var. bicuspidata NRRL YB-4993, 4203 nucleotides. Its product is annotated as putative ubiquitin-protein ligase. The coding region runs from base 1 to 4203 and encodes 1400 amino acids. Gene Ontology annotation, cellular component: nuclear speck. Gene Ontology annotation, molecular function: ubiquitin protein ligase activity. The record is from RefSeq and is a predicted model, not a curated record. Lineage: Eukaryota; Fungi; Ascomycota; Pichiomycetes; Serinales; Metschnikowiaceae. The transcript has a single exon. Gene Ontology annotation, biological process: proteasome-mediated ubiquitin-dependent protein catabolic process; protein polyubiquitination.
AUGUCCGGAGGCACGCGGAGGCCCGAUUUUCUCCGGGAUUUAAUGGAGCGCAACCGCGCCGGCAGCGGCGCAUCGCACCCCCAUGGCAUCCUCGAGGUCAUGCUGCGGCUUGUAGACGGGUUUGAGGGCCCCACCUUUGGCCGCCAGCACUCCGAGUUCGAUGCCUUGGUCAGCAACAUCUCGCAGCGUGAUGACACGUAUUUGAUCCUCGAAAGCAUCAACGAGCUCUCCGAGAAGUUGCUCAUGAUGGACGGCAUGACCGCCGAGCGCGUGAUCCGGCCAAAUCAGCUUGCUCGCGCGCUCGUAGACAUUCUCAACGACCCAGCCUUGGUGGAGGACCUCGAGCUCCACUUGGUCACGUGCCGCUGCCUCUACAACUUCAUCGAGGUGAACGCGGACUUCAUCAAUGACGCGCUCAAUUGCGAGGCAGUGGAGACGCUUGUGGCAAAGCUCUUGGAAAUCGUGUAUAUUGACUUGACCGAGCAGUGUCUCCAAACGUUGGAGAUCAUGUCGCGCGACAAGGGAGCCCAUUCACUCAUAUUGGCGAGCGACGGCUUGCGGGCUUGUUUGCAGAACCUUGACUUCUUGACGAUGCACUCGCAACGGAAGUGCUUGCAGAUCGUUGCGAAUGCGUGUGAGGAUAUCCUGGCAGUGUAUUUCGACUUUGUGCUGGACCAGUUCCAGAACUUGGUCAAUGUGGCCGAACACCACGACGACGCCACAGUGAAGAAGAGUGCGUGGCUUGGCGUCUCGCGCAUCAUUGACAGCUUCAAGGACAAGCCAGACUUCUUGGAAAAAUUGUUUUCGAACGACGUCCUUCUUCGUCACAUGUUGAGUGUGAUUUGCGACUCCUGUAACCCCUCGAACACUGAUGUUGGCCUCAACUUUCACUCCAUGAUAUCGUUGCUUAAGUCGCUUAUCAUUCUCAUCUCCACUUCGGUGAAGAUCUCGAGCCUUCUUCUUCAUUUGGGCAUAGGUGACUACAUCAAAAGCUCUCUUGACAAGUUCAAAAAGAAUGAUGACACGAAAACGCAACACACUGCUGAAAUCUCAAUUGAAGCGAUGAUAUCCUGCUCAAAGGAUCUCUUGUCAUUAUUUUUGCACGUCAUUGCCUAUUUAUCACCCAUAACCUAUUCACCCAAGGACACUCCGUUCUUGCCUGACGACGAGAAAAUAAGCCAAACGAAGAAUCGAAUUAAUUACGACAGAAACUUGCUGUACAGGAAUGAAGAUGCAGAUGCUUUUCGGAAUUUCACAAAUCAAGUGUGGCCUGUCUUGAUCGGUUCUUUCCAGGCCACCAUGGACUACUCGAUCAGAAAACAAGCGCUCAUAUGCCUUUCUCGAAUGGUCUCUUUUGCUGAUCCCGAACUGUUUGGCAAAAGAGACAUGGACUCUUUGUUCGGCAUACUUACUUCUAUUGUCAGCAGCGGAAAAAAAGUUGUCUCUGAUGCAUCUGUGACUCCCUCAUUGCAAGAGCGGUCUAUGAACGGGUCUGUUUUAUUGCUACUGGGUGCUUGUGUGGUGACACACAACAUAUUAUUGAAGUCUCAGCUAUCUUGUGUUCCUAUCCUAGAGAGAGAAGGUGUUUUCAGUGACUUGGCUCAAAUUUCUGAGUCUUUGCGAGCUGCAGGGCUACACGCGCCUGAUAGCAUUGUCAAUGAUAAAGCUGAAGGAGAGGUAAGAUUUAGUCGGUUAGCGAACGUUUAUCAGCAGAAAUUUGCUGAUAGAGAACUCGUGGAUCUUAGUCUGCGUAUGGAGCUUACUUCAAUUUUGAAGUACUUGGAAUCCGUGGCAGUGGCCAUCAAUCACUUUCGAGAGGAAUUUUCCCAGUUGGGAGAUAGUCUUACCUCGGAAAACAAUAAGCUUGCACUGAUUGUAAACACGCUAAAAGUUGCAGUGUCAAACUCUGCUUACACCUCCGAUGAUUGGAACUCGCUUUGGUCUAAUCUAGGAGAAGCUUUGAGUUCAAGCGAAGGCGGUAUCUCGAGCUUUGAGUUAUGUUCACUGGGUCUCUUGAACCAACUUACACAAUUGUUUCAAAGUCAAACUCAUUCGGAAAGUUACAAAGAUACAGCCACAAAAACUUUCAUUCAGGCUUUUUACAAGGAAAGCAAUAAACUUGAAAAACUCAUAGCUCUUCUUCAAGACUCAUUGACACGCGCCGAAUCUUUUGAGGUAACGUCAAGCGGUGUCACGAAUCCCAGUGGUACUGAGAGUGGCUUUGCAUCCUUGGCUAAGCAAAUUAAGAUCAAACUAAUCCCAGAAGAUGAACCUAAUGCUUCUGUAGCUCGGGACUCAAUUAUUGUUUCAGUGCAUGCCAUUGCGACCUUCAAAGCUAUUGAAAAAUUCUUGAAACAGAGAAACUUUUUCUCAGGAUUGGCAAGAAAUAUUGAAACUAACUCAGAACGAAGCCUGCCUGAAAACGCGGAGGACAUUCCAGAAACCGAGUUUGUAAUUGAUGGCUCACGUAUUUCCAAAGAAUCAACAGUUUUUGGUACUGUGUUCAGGUCGUUACACAAGUCAUCUCUAAAAAAGGUUGAACCUUUUGACAUAUGGGUAAAGCCACACGAAGUAUACUACAGAUCGUCCACAAAUGAUAAUGUUGAUGUUGCUGCUCCCGAGGUUGAAGAUUUUAAACCAAUAGACCCCAACACAAAGGUGCUUUUAGAUCUUUUGCGCACAUUUUUUAAGAUAAAUGAGUCUGUGGAAAAAUCAAAGAAGUAUAAAGCCCUUCCUGCUGAGGUAUUCAUGAAUUGGAAGUUGACUGUGAAACUAAACAGACAGUUGGAAGAACCAUUAAUUGUCGCAAGCGGGUCUAUGCCUUCUUGGACAAUCGCCACAACGAAAAAUUAUUCAUUCGUGUAUCCGUUAAACACGAGAAUGUUCUUUUUGCAAAGUGUUUCAUUUGGUCAUUCACGCUUGAUCCAUACUUGGAAUAGCCGCGCAAUCAAAGACAAGGCAGACAGUGGUAAUGAUAGCACUUCAGGAUCCAAUGGCAGCUUGCUGCUUGGAGCCCCCAUGAGAACAAAAGUUAGACUAUCAAGAGACACAAUCUUCAAAGGUGCGAUCAAGGUUCUUCAGCAGUACGGACUGCUGCCAACUAUUCUUGAAAUUGAGUAUUACGAUGAAGUUGGUUCUGGCUUAGGUCCAACAUUGGAGUUUUAUGCAUCGGUCUCUAAGGCAUUUUGCAAAAAGGAAUUGCUGAUGUGGCGGCAUAGUGAAAUCGAUGGUGUGUAUGCGGCCAGCACCCAAGGUCUAUUCCCAUCGCCUAUCAGUGUGAUGGGGAACGACGAGAAAGAAAGAAAAGUGUUGUUCCUCUUCAAUAUGCUUGGGGUCUUUGUUGCCCGUGCGUUGCUCGAUUCAAGAAUCAUCGACUUCAACUUCAACACGUUGUUCAUUUCACUCAUUCAGGACCCUCACUUCCUUGACGAUAUCUUUAUGAACAAAAAAGACGUGUCCGAGAUGAUUGAAGUUCUCCGGGACGUUGAUCUGGAUUACGCAAGAGGAAUGCAAUAUUUGACCAAAUUCUUGUAUGAUUUCAGAGGGACGCCAGAUGAUGACCGUGUUGAAUUUGAUGGAACUGAAUUAUCGGACUUAUCGCUUUACUUCACUGUUCCCGGCUACGCAGAUAUUGAACUCGUCGAGAAUGGAAGUAACAUUGCCGUGACGCCGCAAAACCUUGAAUCGUACAUAAGGAAAGUCACCGAGCAUUUGUUGUUGGGUGGGAUUGGAAAGCAGGUGCAGUCUUUCAGAGAAGGGUUCACGUCUGUAUUCCCCAUCGAAUCUUUGUCUAUCUUCACAGCAAAAGAGCUCAAAGAAAUAUUCGGAAGUGGCGAAGAAGAUUGGUCACGACAGACCAUUUCUACGUCAAUCAAGGCAAACCAUGGCUUCUCUCAAGACUCAAGAGCCAUAAAUAUGCUUGUGAAUGUUCUUCAGGAACUUGACUUAUCUGAAAGACGAGACUUUCUACAAUUCUUGACCGGUUCACCAAGGCUUCCUAUUGGGGGAUUCAAGGCAAUGCGCCCCGAGUUCACUGUGGUUAGAAAACACCCAGACGCUGGACUUUCAGGAGAUGAUUACCUUCCUUCUGUUAUGACUUGUGCAAACUACCUCAAGCUCCCAGACUACAGCCUGGAGCACCUAUUGAAGACUAAACUCUUACAUGCGAUCCGCGAGGGUGCUGGUGCUUUCCACUUGUCAUAG